Molecule: messenger RNA, 2343 nt
Organism: Rhodotorula toruloides NP11
Lineage: Eukaryota; Fungi; Basidiomycota; Microbotryomycetes; Sporidiobolales; Sporidiobolaceae
Product: Zn(2)-C6 transcription factor
Exons: 6
Coding region: 1-2343 (780 amino acids)
Biological process (GO): DNA-templated transcription; regulation of DNA-templated transcription
Molecular function (GO): zinc ion binding; DNA binding; DNA-binding transcription factor activity, RNA polymerase II-specific
Source: RefSeq, a predicted model, not a curated record
AUGGACCGUGCUGGACCCGCGCCGCCCGCUCCCAGCGACAGCACGAGCGAACCGACGCCUCCUCCUGCGAAAAGGCCCCGCAACGGCUCGACAGACGGCGACAGCGGCAAAGGGCGUGUGAAGGGCACAAAGGCGACGAGCUGCCGUGAAUGCAUCAGGCUGAAACUCAAGUGCUCGCGAGAAUGGCCCUGCACGAGCUGCGUGCGGAGGAAGGUCGCGUCCCUCUGUCCUGACGGCGAACUCCCACAUCGCGACGUCUUCCUGCAACAAGAAACCAUCAAGGAACUCCUCGAGCAGAACAAGGCGCUCACGGCCGCCCUUCAACAAGAACAACAACAGCAGCAGCAGCAGCGAUCUCCGCUCCCCCAGUACGCGCACACCAGUCUCCCAGUUCCGCCACUGCCGCAACAACCCGCCGCUCCAGUCUCCUCUUCCCUCCAGUCUCUCCUCCUUUCGCCUCUCGCGGCUGCCACGGCUCCUUCUCCGCCCUUCGACAGAGACUCCCCCGAUGCGCCAGGCAACCCGCUUGAAGCAGCUGCAGGACGCGGACCAGGUGUGAUGGAGACGGAGGGUACCGCGGCAAGGUUUCACGGGAGGGGAGCUGGAGCGUUGUUCCUCAUUGAUGCCGGGACUACGGACUCGCCAGACCUGUACCCGGGCGAACUGCUCUUCCCGUUCGCGUCGGCUCCUGCGACAAGCGCGAUGCUCCCGCCUGACCAGUACCCGCCAUACGAUGCGGCGCUCGGAUACAUCAACGUCUACUUCACCGAAGUCGACUGGAUGUACCAGCCCUGCGCUCGCACCUUCGUCGACUCGGACCUACGCCAACUCUACUCCGGCCCUUCCAACACCGCCAACCCCUGCUGUCUCCAUCCACAUCGCCUCGCGACCCUCCUCACCAUCUUCGCCCUCGCCCUUACGUUCUCCCAGAACCUAGAGAUCGCGUCGAGGCGGAGGAACCCGCAGGCGACCGCGUUCUUCAAUGCGGCCGCGGCGUUAUUGACCAGCCCGCCGUACAACUUCAUGAGCAGGCCGACGGUCGCGGCGGUCAAGUGCCUCCACCUGAUGGUCUCGUAUCUCUUCUGCUCUGGCGACCGCGAAGGCGCCCGUUCAGCCUGGACAAUCCUCGGACUCGCCUCGCGCGCCGCUCAGGCGCUCGGGUUGCACAAGAAUUGCGCGGCAUGGGGUUUGAGCGCCGACGUGACUGAGGAGCGCGCUCGAGCAUGGUGGGAAAUCUUCGUCUACGACUUGCUGCAGUCGCUCAACUUUGGUCGACCCUACGCCAUCCCUCUCCACUUUAUCUCCUGCCCGCGCCCUACUCCGCCUGCGACAGGCGUGACCGACUCGGCGUUCCACGCAGUCAAGUACGAGAUCUCGCUCAUGUUCGCCAAGAUUGCCGACUUGCUCGCCGCGCCGGACUUGCCCGACUACGCGGCGGUCCUCCAACUCGAUCGCGAGUUCAAGGCGACCGCCGCCAAGGCUCCGCACUGGUUGCGGCUUGACGAGACCACCUCCUCGGCCAGCUCGACCCACCCUCCGUCCGACAUCGAGCGCAAACUCAUCCCGCAACGACACAUGCUCGUCCUCCUCCUCCACAAAGGACUCCUCGCGCUCCACCGUCCUUGGUUCGCCAAGGCUUUGAUGAGCGGGACCGAGCCGAUGACGAGUCCGUACGCGGCGAGCUUCAACGCGUGCUUGAUCUCGGCGAGGAGGCACACGAGUUUGAUGAGGAGCGUGUUGGAAAAGGCGCCGAGGGCAGCGGUCACUUGGUGGUUCUACGCCUUCCACACUUUCACCUCGGCCGUCAUCCAAUCCAGCGUCCUCCUCCGCGCGCCCUAUUGCAUGCUCAACGAAGACAUCCGCGCCGACUUUGCACAAGCACUCCAAGUCUUCAACGACAUCGAGCCGUAUUCGGCGCUUGCGGGGAGGGCGUUGCCGAUUUUGAGGAAAUUGAAGGAGGCGCUGGAGAGGGGUCCGAAUGUGGGAGGGGAGUGUCAGGUGCAGCAGCCGGCGCAGGUGCAGCAGCCAGCGCAGGUCGUGCAUCAAGCGAACUCGACGGACAGUCUCUCCGUCUUGCCCGCUCCGCCGACCUACCCUCCUCUUCCGGUCGAUCCCUCGCUCAACCCGUCCACCGCCGCCUUCGCUCCGCCUCCACAACAGCACUACGACGUUCACAAUGACCCCGCCGGCGUCCUCCUCUCGAACCUCAAUACGCCGAUGGCGUGGGACUCGCGCGCCCUCGACUUUAGCUCGUACGACUCGAUUGGCGAGACUUUGCUGUUCUGGAACCCGGCGAGCGCGCUGGGACCAGAGACGAACGCAUGGAACCUUGGCGGGUUCUGA